AUGGGCCAGAAAGCACAGGAAACAACUUCCAUUGACUCCGAGAUGCGGGAGCUUGUGUCAAUUAUGCGUGAAGCAUCAUCGGCUCUUGAUCCGACAGAAAACGUAAAGAUUGUAAUGGAGAUACAAGAGAUUAUGAAAACAAGAGAAGGAAACUGGCGCGCUGAAACAGAAAAGGCAAAGGCAGAAGCUCGUUCCGUUGCCGAAGCACACCAUUCUGCUCGGGUAGCGUCACUUAGGCCACCAAAUGUGCCAAGUGAAGAACAGCAGGCUCGAACAAUAACAUCACUUGACGAGGCCCAAUUUCGUGUCAUCAAAUCUAUAAAUGAUGCCGAGGGCGUGCUAUCUUCUCGACAGAACGAACGGGUUCGGGCACGUACAGAAUUAGGCUCCUGGGAGGCAAAGGACGUGGAUGAAGAUGUUGCAAGUGGAUUGGAUACGAAUGCAUUGCGAAUUCGGCUUUCGAAGGAGCUUGGGUUUGAACCGGUAGUGGACAGAAACACCAGCAAAAUCACUAAAAUGAUUGUUCGGAACGAUGACAAUACCGACAUGGAUGUAGUCGAGUUGGCAGGACUUUCCGAGUUUGAAAUAGCCAACCAAUUAUGGGAAAAGGCCACCACCGUAUAUCAACCUACGAGUUAA
Messenger RNA from Rhizoctonia solani, 639 nucleotides. RefSeq lists its product as uncharacterized. NCBI's taxonomy places the organism in Eukaryota, Fungi, Basidiomycota, Agaricomycetes, Cantharellales, Ceratobasidiaceae. The transcript has 6 exons. The record is from RefSeq and is a predicted model, not a curated record. The coding region runs from base 1 to 639 and encodes 212 amino acids.